AUGGCUGCCAUCCCCCAGUUCUCAAGAUAUCCGUCGCCCCCCGCUCUCCCAGCGCUCUGGCUGCCGCUGCUCCUUCUCUGCGGCGUCGGCGCGUUGCUCAGCGGAGCCACGUUCUUCUUCCUGAAGGGGUUUUUCCUCUCGCGCAUCCAGCUGGAACAGUUUUCUUCCCCCGAAGUUCUCCCCUUCCCUCCGCUCUUUGCUCACCUCCACCCUGCACACGCGCCGGCGGAGCGACCCGACGCAGAGCGCGCCUCGUGGGAAACGCCGCGCCAAGAGGAAGAAAACCCGCAGCGAACCCCAAAUGCACACACUCCAUCUCGAAAUGCCUCCUCUAGUUCUUCGUCUCUUUCGUCGUCCUCUUCUUCAUCUCCUGGAUCUGCUUCCUCGGGUUCCUCGGGUUGGGUGUCAGUCUAUCCGUACGAGCAUCUCGUGCUGCUCCUCGUGGACGCUCUUCGCUUCGAUUUCGCUUUCUGGGAUCCUGGCAAGAAACCGCCGACGCUGCCGCCGCGCUUGGAAGCCUCGCCGCGCUUUUCGCUCUCUCCAGCGAACCCCGACCUCCACACCAAAGGGGCUCAACAUGGGCCUUCUUCUUCCUCUGCUUCGUCUUUUAGCUCUCUGGCGGAGCCUCAGUCCUCCUCCUCGGCGGCCUGGGCGGUGCCUCGCGAUCUGCGUUUCUUUUCGCGCUUCUUCGGCGAGAGCUCGUUGCCGGCGGGGGUCGGCGGCGAAGAUGGCAAAAACGCAGAGGGCGUAGAGGCCGCGGAGGGCGCAGAGGCCGCGGAGGCGCCCGCGCACCACAACAACAUGGAGGCGCUUCACUUUUUGCUUUCCCACGACAGGAAGCUCGAUUCGCGCUCGCCCUUCUCGUCGCGGCUCUUCGUCUUUGAGGCCGACGCCCCAACCGCAACCACGCAGCGACUCAAGGCCCUUGCGUCCGGGACUCUUCCAACGUUCUUCGAGGUGUGUGUCGGCCCCAAAGUCUUUCGAAAAGCCCAAAGAGCGCCCAGCUCUCGCGCGGGGAUUGCUUGUAUUCUCCGUGCCUCGACUCGCCGCGAGCAUACCUUCGAUUUGAGUGCUUCUGCGCUCGGCAGUCCUUUUCGUGAGACUCAGAAGAACUCCGCUGUCUCUAUCGAGGUUCGCGAGUCGUUCGCCUCCUCGCGCGUGACGGAGGACAACCUGCUGCUGCAGCUGCGCAAUCAAAGACGCGCAUCCGUCGCCCUCGGCGACGAUACCUGGGAGAGUCUGUUUGGCCAUCUGCUGACCGAGACGCGCUGCUUCCCCUCCUUUGACAUCCACGACAUCCACACAGUCGACGACGGUGUCCUGCGGCACUUGGGCACGUAUCUGCCUGUGCACCACACACUCGGACGACCCGCGCAGGCCUUGAAGUCCGCAAAUACGGAAAAGAGGCGUCGCCGUCUGCAUCUUUUUCUUCUUCCUCUCCAUCUUCCGCUACUUCCUUUUCUUCUUCCUCUUCUUCUCCGCCCUCUUCUUCGUCUUCUUCUCCGCCCUCUUCUUCGUCUUCUUCUUCGCCCUCUUCUUCGUCUUCUUCUCGCCUCUUCUUCGUCUUCUUCUCCGCCCUCUUCUUCGUCUUCUUCUCCGCCCUCUUCUUCGUCUUCUUCUCCGCCCUCUUCUUCGUCUUCUUCUCCGCCCUCUUCUUCGUCUUCUUCUCCGCCCUCUUCUUCGUCUUCUUCUCCGCCCUCUUCUUCGUCUUCUUCUCCGCCCUCUUCUUCGUCUUCUUCUCCGCCCUCUUCUUCGUCUUCUUCUCCGCCCUCUUCUUCGUCUUCUUCUCCGCCCUCUUCUUCGUCUUCUUCUCCGCCCUCUUCUUCGUCUUCUUCUCCGCCCUCUUCUUCGUCUUCUUCUCCGCCCUCUUCUUCGUCUUCUUCUCCGCCCUCUUCUUCGUCUUCUUCUCCGCCCUCUUCUUCGUCUUCUUCUCCGCCCUCUUCUUCGUCUUCUUCUCCGCCCUCUUCUUCGUCUUCUUCUCCGCCCUCUUCUUCGUCUUCUGCUCUGUCUUCUGCGCGUUCUCCUUGGUCGUUCGUGGCGGCGCAUUUCCUUGGCGUGGACCACGUCGGUCACAAGGCGGAAGUUCGAAGUCCGCUGAUGAGCGCAAAGCUGCGACAGAUGGAUCGAGUCCUUCUCAACGUCUCGGCCCAUCUGCUGCAGGCGCAACGCGCUGCCGCAGCCGCCUCAAGCGAGCGAGGGGGCGGCGCCGACGCCGAGUCUACGGUCUCUUCCUCGCAGUCUCUCUCCGCGGCAGAUCGCACACUCGUGAUGAUGAUAGGAGACCAUGGGAUGACCGACGACGGCGCUCACGGCGGGCCGCUAAGUGAAGAAGUCGACGCGGCGCUUUUUGCGUUCUCCCUCUUGCCGUUUUCCUUCUCCUCUGCGGACGUCGAGAGUCUGCUCGGCGCUUCGCUUCCGCUGUUCGCCUCGCCGGCACCCCGCUACAUGCGGCACCACUCGGGUUUCGCACCCGAUUCCCCCCCCUCGUCUGCGUCCCCUCCUUCCUCCCCUCCCUCCUCUUCUUCCUCUUCAUCUCCCUCUCCUUCUGCUUCUUCUCCAUCGUCUCGCUCUUCUUAUUCUGUCUCUUCUUCUCCGAUUUGGCCUCGUCGCAUUCGGCAGGUCGAUUGGACGUCGACUGUGGCGCUGCUCCUCGGCCUGCCGAUUCCCUUCUCUUCGCUCGGCGCGCUGAUCCCAGACAUCGUCCCGUCCCUUUCCUCCUUUGUGCCGGCGUGCGCGGCCGCCGCGACCAUGCCCUCGCCUUCGCCUCCGCCGUCGUCUGCCCUCGCCUUCCGGUGCAGUGACUUGCUCUACGUGGCGCAGCUGCACCACGUGGUGGCGUGGGCGCAGCGGCGCGCGAUCGACGCGUACGCGGAGGCGGCAGGCUGCGCGUCUGUCGUGGAGGCGCAGGACGUCCGCCGCGCCUGGCAGCGCCUCGCGGUGCUUUUCGACCGCCUCCAGGCUCUGGUCGCGCGCCUCCCGCAGGCGUUCCGCGCGCGCCUCUCCAUGACGCCGGCGGAGGACGCGGAGGCCGCGGCGUCGCAGCGAGCAAGCGAAGAUGAAGAGGACGGUCUGGCGGCAGACGAGAAGAAAGGAGCGGAGACCGCAACGCCGCCGCGAGAACCGUCGUCGCCUCUAUCCCCGAACGAAGGCUGCCCUACCCUGUCCUCGUCGUCCGCACCUCCCUCUGCAGGCGAUUUUGCCUCUCUGGAGGCACUCCUCGAGGAGAUCGCCUCCGUCGCCGCGUCGUAUACGGCGGCGUGUGCGGCCUUCUCGCGCGCGGUAUUCGCGGCGAGCAAGCUGCAGUUCUCCACGUUUGAUGAGGCCUCGAUCUUUCUCGGCGUGGCGCUUUGCGCGGGCGCCGUGCUGCUCCUUCUCGCGCUCAUGCGCCUGGCGCCCAGACGACGCAGCUGCGCGGAGGCCGAAGUCGCACGCCCCUCCGCGCGGCUGACGCCGCCAGCGCUUGGCGAGACGGCUCCCCUGGGAGGCGCGAGGUUCCACUCCCCCGCUGAGCAAGCGGGAGAGGCUGCAUGCGCCGCGGAGCCUCCGAAGAGCGCAGCCACUUGCGACUUCAACGCCGACACAGACACGGAAGAAAAGGAGACACAGGAAGGCGAUUCGACGCCCGAAGAGGCACAAACGGCGAGCCUCCCCCCUGCGGCGCGUCCUCAGGCUCUCCGCCGCCAGGAAUUCGGCGGCGCAAGCCCCGUGAUUCGCGCGGAGCCUCAGUUUUUUAGCCCUACGGGGCCGUUCACGAUUUGUUUCAUUCUCUCGAGAAAGGCCGCGGACGCGUUCGGCUCCUUCGCGGUCGGACCGCUGCUCGCGAUUUUCCUCUUUAGCGAUUGCUACUGCAUGCGCGAGCACGCCGCAGUUCGCUUUCUUCUCUGCCUGUCGGUCCUCUUCGUCUUCGCCAGUCUCUGCUUCCUCGCGCAGACGCACGCGGGCGAACGUGUGGGCGAGCGGAGAAGGCGCGCAGCCUGCGAGAGGGAGACUGCGAAGAGAAGAAACUCUGUGUCGCAGAAGGGAGCUGCAUCGGCUAAAGGACAAGCAGACGAAGCGAGGAGCGAGGUCGCGGACGCGAAUCAAGCCAGAAACCUCCGCGGCGCAGCGGAGUCACGGCAUGCCCACGAUGCGGAGAAGGAUGCCGAGAUCGAAGAAGCGGAACGUUGGGCAGAGAGGAAAGAAGAAAGAAAGGCUACCCGCGCGGCCCUAGUCAGGGCUCUUUUGCUUCUGGUGCUUCUUCGCACUGACGCGCUCUGCGACCCUGUGGAGGCGCUCCCAGGCGAGCAGGCCGCGCCCGUCAUCCUCGAUUCCCCGCUGCUUUCGUCUUUCCUCCUUUUUCUCGUUUUUGCCUUCCUCGCGCCUCCGCGCCUUCGUACUCCCUGCGACAACUCCGCGGCGUCUCCUUGCGGCCGUCCCCCUUAUUCUUCUACUCGUCCUUCUUCUUCUUCGUUUCUCUCCUCGCUGGCCUUCGGCGCUCGCGGCACGCCUGCGGCUUCUGCAGCGGGCUUCCCACGCGCCUCGACGAGCUGUUUCAGACGGCGUGUGGCGCGCGUCCUCGAGUCUCCCUUUGCGCUUCCGGCAGUCCUUCGAGAUGUUCUGCUUCCCUGGGGGCUGUAUGCUCAGUAUGCGCUCCUCUCUAUGUAUUUUGUGGCGCAGCUGCUUGUCGCGUCUGCGCAGUUCACCCCUCCCUCCCUCUCGCCGUCGCCUGCGGCCGCGGCUCCAUCCCUCCUGAGUAGUCUUUCGUCGGCUGUCUCGCACGCGUUCUACUUUUCUGAGCUGCCGUUUUUCUUGUCUUCCACGCAUCUCCUUCCCAAAGUCCUCUCUCCGGUCUUUGCGAUUCCGGCCCUCGUCGUCUCCCUCUUCCGAUGUACGUACACUGCGCUCGAGGCGGGCGCGACUUGGCUCGGGGUCGCGGGCGGGCUGGCAACAGGCUCUGCGGGCGUGUCUCUGCUUGACCGCGCUUUGAGCGGAGGCCUUGACCUGGGGAGAUUGGCGUUCACUGCAGAGGGAAACCUCAGACUUCUUUACGCGCUCCACGCAGGCCCCUGUCUCGAGAGCCUCCAACCGACUGCGCAGACACUGCUGCUCGUUCUCCCGAGAUGCGUGUUUUUUCUCUCGCUGUUCACUUCGGUUUUCGCGAUUGCUGGAGCACUCUCCGCAGUCGGGGCCGCCUCAGUUAGAGGAGGAAACGAGACAGGAAACAAACGAAAACGAGGAGCCUUUGAAGUUGGGGAAUGCGGCUGUCCGGCGUGCGCGGCGGCGCAGCUCGCGAGUGCGGUGGUCGUCGGGUGUACGUACACCUUGAUUUGCGCACUGCUUCCUGCGUUCGUUGCUCUCCUGGGGAAUUCAAGGAUGUUUCCGCUCUUCCUCGCGCUCGCAGAGGCGGCGCUGCUUCUCGAUCUCCUUGUCACGGACUUUCGUCCUGUGCCGCCGAAACGUGCCCGCGUCUCGGGUGAGGCCGCCCCUCCUCUCUCCAUCUCCUUCUCUCCUUCUUCGCCGUUUUCUUUCGCCUUCUUGGCGUCUUCUCCUCCACCAUCUGGCGAUCUUUCGGCUCCUCUUCUCGCGGGCGGGCAGCGUUCGCGGGCUGCGUGCGCUCCGUCUGGUGCGUCGCCUGCGUCUUCGCCUGCCGCAUCUUCUUCCGCGGCGUCUCUCGUUCCCGAAGGCCUCGCCGCGGCUUCUCUCGUUCUUCUCGCCUUCCACGUUUUCUCGCUUACCGGCCACCGCAUGACGUUCAACGACAUCCCCGUGGAUGCGGCUUUUGUUGGGCUCUCUUCGUUUCACGCGACGCUCUCGAUCGUUCUCACGUUCCUCCACGUUUUCUUUCCUUUCCUCCUGCUUCCUCUACUUCUCGCACUCGUCCUCUUUCUUCGAACGGUGCCGCGGCUGGGGUCAAACGUGGCGUGCAGCGCGCCACGAGGCGCGCAUGCAGACUCAGUGGAGCGAGGAGGAGGCGGCUCCGCCGCAGGCACUUGCCCCGAAAGCCGCGGCGGAGAGCGACAGACAGCGAGUCGCGCGGCAGUCUCCCGCGAAGAUCCUGCCGCAGAGGCGCCUGCCUGCGCGGCGGCCAUCGAGCGGCUUUUCACCCCUGCGCGCGUCUUCGUAGGAGUCCUCGUCUUCGCGGCGGUGCGCCACGCAUGCUCGAUGCUUUCUCUUUUCGCGCUGCGGCGUCACCUCAUGGUCUGGUCUGUCUUCGCGCCCAAGUUCCUCUACGACAUCCAAGGUCUCUUCACGGUGCAUCUCCUCUUCUCCCUCUGCGUGGCGUUUUGCAUUUUCAUCGUUCGUGUGUGUCUCCAUGCCUCGCACGUCGAGGCGAGCGCGAGGCAAGCGAGGCUUGCCAAGUAG
Molecule: messenger RNA, 6342 nt
Organism: Besnoitia besnoiti
Lineage: Eukaryota; Apicomplexa; Conoidasida; Eucoccidiorida; Sarcocystidae
Exons: 9
Coding region: 1-6342 (2113 amino acids)
Biological process (GO): GPI anchor biosynthetic process
Cellular component (GO): endoplasmic reticulum membrane
Molecular function (GO): mannose-ethanolamine phosphotransferase activity
Source: RefSeq, a predicted model, not a curated record